AUGCGCAUCUGCACGACCGUGAUCCUGGCCGUUGCCACUGUCGUGUCAUGUAACCUAAGCCUCCUGGGGGUAUGCGGGUUCGAGAUGACGCGAGACAACGUCUCGUAUGUCGAUGCUCACGACGACAUCCCUAAAGGCCAACCUCGGAUAGCAAGGGGCGCCACAGUUGGCGAAGAGCGGGCGCUCUUUCAAAGCGACACCUCCGGACUGAUUCAAACGGCCGCCGAUACGGUCAGGACUAAGAUACUGUCGAAGCUGCAUGCCACGCCUGACAAGAUGCUCGCGCCGAAUGCUUGGACUGAUUUACAACAAAUGGAUGACUGUGUUGUAAAGCGCUAUGCCUCGGCACUCGCUAGAAACCCUGAACAACUUCAGUUGGUGAUGACAAUGCUCUCCCGUGAUCCAGAUGGAUUGCGCAAUGUGAUGUACCUGGUUCGAGCCUUUGAUUCAGUGCAGGCGGAAUGGAGACCGUAUGUUGGGCUGGAUAGUCCUGGAAAAGAACACCUUCGCAGAUACAUUGCAGCGAAUAAGCUUCAAACUUUGUACCCUGCAACUUUGCACACCUUCCAGAGAGUUGUCGAGGAGUUGAAUCGGCGUCAUGCGCUAGGUCUCACGGUAUUGAGAAUUCUGGAUAUUGGCUAUGGCGGUUUCGCUAAACUCGCACCCGCUUUGGCGAUUGCAAAGAAGAGUCAGAUCAGUGAGGUUGGGGCUACUGAUCUGCAGACUGAGAUGUUGACGAUCUGGCUGAUUGAAGACAGAUCUCCUGAUGACGUGUUUGGCUUUCUAAAGCUCUUUGAAAUGGACACUAGCGACCUGGUAUACGAGAAAAUGGAUGCCUUGUAUCAGUACAUUGCACUGUACAACAAACAUAAAAGGGACAACACCCCCGACGUGAACAUAGUUGCGUUCAUACGACAGAAGCUGGACAACGGUGCCUUCGCACUGAUGGGAGCAAAUGCGGGAAAACAAAACAUAUUCUUCGACAAUUUUCUGAGCUAUCUUGUCCAGCAGUGGAAAGACGAAGGUAAACCACUCCUGGAUAUUGCUGAACACUUAGUUUCGGCAGGUGUGGAUACAUCAAAGGUGCUCGCCUCGAUGUCGACAGGAUGUGGUGGUGUGGCCAAUUUCGCACAGAUUUUGACAGAGCUGGCGGAGAAUAGUGCGAGCAACGGUAGAGCAAAGUUCUGGCAGGACACGAUGGUUUGGAGCUGGGUGUACGACGGCGCAGACCUCGAAUUUGUAUAUGACGUGCUCGACCUCCCUGAUGUUACGAAAGAUGGCACGCGAGAUUCCAACCUGCCAUACCUGAAAAAAUUCAUCAAGUUUAAGUCUGGCGGACACGGUUUCAAAUCUUGGCAAACUGUAGGUAAAAAGUUGAGGGACGCAGGAGCGCUAGAAUAG
This is a messenger RNA of Hyaloperonospora brassicae, 1401 nucleotides long. Lineage: Eukaryota; Oomycota; Peronosporomycetes; Peronosporales; Peronosporaceae. The record is from the annotation of a GenBank genome assembly.